This is a messenger RNA of Penaeus vannamei (Pacific white shrimp), 902 nucleotides long. RefSeq names its product Putative inner dynein arm light chain, axonemal Dnali1 (gene Dnali1). Gene Ontology annotation, cellular component: axoneme. The record is from RefSeq and is a predicted model, not a curated record. Gene Ontology annotation, molecular function: dynein heavy chain binding. Lineage: Eukaryota; Metazoa; Arthropoda; Malacostraca; Decapoda; Penaeidae.
AUGCCUAACGCCUGUGCUCUGAUUUCCCGCUCACAGAAGGAGGAGACACAGGACGACUUGGAGAUCAUCAACGACGCCAUCCAUAUGAACGGCGGCGACGAAGAUGAGGACGACGAAGAGGAAAUGACGGACCGAGAGCGGGGCGAGAAGAUCAUAGACAUUCUCAUUCCUCCAUGCGAGUGGGAGGACGGAGAAAGAUGGAUACAAAGGGUAUCACGGGCGCCUCCUAGCAGAACAGCUGUUAUACAACUGUGGGAACAGCUCGACCUCAAAAUCCGAGAGCAGCAGGCGAGAACACGGGGCAUUUGUGCCAUUCGUGGCGCCCUCUAUCGAGAAUGCUUCGACGAACUCAUUCGGCAAGUGACGCUAGACUGUCCUGAACGUGGAUUGCUUCUGUCAAGAGUGCGCGAUGAGGCCAACAUGACCAUCGCGGCGUUCCAGUGCCUCUUCGAGAGUGCGUCUGAGUUUGGCGCCACUAAAGCCAUUCAGUCCGAGAGCGGCAAGUGGGAGCUGGAAGGCGAGUUGCGAGAGCUGGAAGAACGAGUGGCGGGCUUAGAAGCGGAGGUGCGGCGCCUGGAAGCGUGGAAACGGCAGGUGGUGCGGCGGUGGGAGGAGCGUCGGGAGGUGCAGAUGACCCUCUUCACCGAGGAGCUCGAGUGCCUUGAGAGGUCGGAAAAGCAGUAUCAGGUCCUGAUCGAAACAUUGCUUGCCAGCAGAAAUUCCUAGAACAUUUGUAUAUUUGUAAUUAUCGAAGUAACACAAAUGCACUGGCAUCUACUACGUCACUAUCAAUCGUGUAAUAGCAAUACCGUGAACCAGUAACUUAUUUUGUGCACUAUUCUGACAUUUGCUACCCUCAAAAAUGAAAAGGAACUGUCCACAAAAUACGGCUGUAAAAGACA